This is a messenger RNA of Lecanosticta acicola, 775 nucleotides long. NCBI's taxonomy places the organism in Eukaryota, Fungi, Ascomycota, Dothideomycetes, Mycosphaerellales, Mycosphaerellaceae. The record is from the annotation of a GenBank genome assembly.
AUGGCCGAAGAUGGCGGGUCUUCUGUACUGGAGCAACCAGAAAUCACCACUAUUGAGACCUCACGCCUCCAGCUGAAGACCUUGCAGAUGUCCGAUCUCGACGCUGUGAUGCCGAUCAUCUCCAGCAAAGAAGUCAUGCAGUUCACGUAAGGACACUGCACUGAAUAAACGCCGUCAUCGCUCUAAUGUCGCCUUCGGACAGCACGCAGGGGCCCGUUGCCAACCGCCAGCAAGCAGAGCGAUGGCUGAGCGCACGAGCUCUCGGCCCAGAUGUGUUCAACUUCGCCAUUCGCCAGCGAUCCGGUGACCUCGCGGGUACAGAGAUCAUCGGGAUACUUGGCAGUUUCCACUGGCCCGAAAUUGGCUACUUGAUACAUCAAGGUGUGGCAACAAUCGGCAACCCAUGAGACUCUCUCCGUUGACUCAAAGGCCAGACCACGCUGGCAGAGGUUAUGCCACAGAAGCGCUCCAGGCGCUUAUACCGGCCUACUUCAAACGCGUGCCGUCUCCAAUUGAUGGAGGUCCGGGCUUUGAUCAUGUCGAUGGUUACACGCUUGCGGACAACAUCGCAAGUCAACGGAUUCUGCAGAAAUGCGGAUUCACUCUCGUCGAGCGUCGCCCAGUGGACUUUGACGGAAAUCCUGGUAUGAUGGCUAGUCAAGAGCUCACCAUUUUCCGCCUGGCCAGGCCCGGAAAGACUUUGGAUCGAUACGGCCAGGCUGUUGACGUCGGCACAGAAGAGCAUGACGCACCUUUAAAACUUCCGAUACAAUGA